Molecule: messenger RNA, 1401 nt
Organism: Dermochelys coriacea (leatherback sea turtle)
Lineage: Eukaryota; Metazoa; Chordata; Testudines; Dermochelyidae
Gene: DHRS1
Product: dehydrogenase/reductase 1
Exons: 1
Coding region: 382-1368 (328 amino acids)
Source: RefSeq, a predicted model, not a curated record
CUGCAAAGAGCUCUGGGUGGCUGACUCGGCUCCAUGUGGCCAGGUGCCCGUGCAGAGAAAGAAGGGGAGGUAGCAGAGGGCUGACGGUGCUGGUGCAGAGGCCUCAUUCCCGCAUCCCGCCCCCCCCCCCCUCCUCGGGCGCCUGGGGGAACGGGCCUAGCCUGAGCCAAGCGGCGUCUCCCGCGCAAGGGCCGCUCCCCUUGUGCCAGCGGGGCUGGGCGGCGUCUAGCUGCGGGAGGUGGCGGAGGCUGGUCCGGGCGGGAAACUUCCGGCUGCGUCGCGGGGGAGGAAGGGGCAGUCCCGCGGCCCUCCCCGGCUUGUAGUGCCGCCGCGGCGCCUCUCGGCCGACUCUGGGCAGCGGCCUCCCACGCCGGCAGCGGCAUGUCUGGCGGCGGGCGGCUGGCGGGCCGCGUGUGCCUGGUGACCGGCGCCUCGCGGGGCAUAGGGAAGGGUAUCGCGCUGCAGCUGUCGGAGGCGGGCGGCACGGUGUACAUCACGGGCCGGCGGCGGGAGCCGCUGGUGCGGGCGGCGGAGGAGGCGUCGGCCCGGGGCGGGCGCUGCGUGCCGGUGGUGUGCGACUCGUCGCGGGAGGAGGAGGUGGCGGCGCUGUUCGAGCGGCUGCAGCAGGCGGAGGGCGGGCGGCUGGACGUGCUGGUGAGCAACGCCUUCUCCGGGGUGGGCGCCAUCGCUGCCCAGCAGGGGCUGCCCUUCUGGGAGAGCCCGGCCGCCCUCUGGGACCAGGUCAACGACACGGGCCUGCGGGGCCACUACCUCUGCGCCCGCUACGCCGCCCGCCUCAUGGUGCCGGCCGGGCGCGGCCUCAUCGUCAUCGUCUCCUCGCCUGGCGGCCUGCGCUACAUGUUCGACGUGCCCUAUGGCGUGGGCAAGGCCGCCUGCGACCGCCUGGCCGCCGACUGCGCCGUCGAGCUGCGCCCCUACGGAGUGGCCUGCGUGACGCUGUGGCCCGGCCUCGUCCGCACCGAGGCUGUGCUCAAGGAGGCCGAGGGUUCGGGCCCGUGGAGCGUGUUGCUGCAGAAGAUGAUUGGUAAUUCAGAGAGCCCCGAAGUGAGCGGCAAGUGCGUGGUGGGCCUGGCGUCCGAUCCCGCCGUCAUGUGCCACAGCGGCAAGGUGCUGCUCACCCCAGACCUCGCCCGCCGCUACCGCUUCUGUGACGUGGACGGGAGACCCGUCUACAACUACAUAUCGGUGCGCAAUGUGCUCGUGACGCUGGUGCCAUCACUGGCCUGCCUCUUCCACCUCAUCCCAGAGUGCGUCAGCAUACCUAAAUGGGCUCUCGCACUUUACUCCAGCAAAUUCAGUGUCUACCCGCCCCUGCAACCAGCCCCCAAACCUGGAAAAAAUGUUUGAUGAAUAAUUUGAUAAUAAAAAAUGUGCCCGUGA